Molecule: messenger RNA, 933 nt
Organism: Rotaria sp. Silwood1
Lineage: Eukaryota; Metazoa; Rotifera; Eurotatoria; Philodinida; Philodinidae
Source: the annotation of a GenBank genome assembly
AUGUUCUCGCCAUUCAUUCUACAAUUCUUACUUCUAUUUUCAUUUUUGAAUUAUACUAUUCUCCAGCCUACGAAUUCAUCAUCAUUACAUUGGAAUUAUCAACGAGAAGGACCUGAUACAUGGCAACAUACAUUUAAUACAUGUAAAGGUAGAGCUCAAUCUCCUAUAAACAUUCGAACAUCGCGUGUUAAAUAUGAUCCAAAUCUUAGUCCACUUUCUUUAAAUGGUUUUACGACAAAUGCAUCUUCAUAUGUAUGGAAUUUUACGCAUAAUGGACACACCAUAAUUGUAUAUCCACCAGCAUCAGCAAACUUUUCAAUAAGUGGCGCUAAUUUACCAGAAAGUUUUUCUUUAGUUCAAUUUCAUUUUCACUGGGGUUACAAUGCUUAUCAAGGUUCUGAACAUACAAUUGAUGGAAUAAAAUAUCCUUUAGAAAUACAUUUUGUACAUCAAGCUCAUUUUUCAGGUGCUUUAGCUGUUCUUGGUAUACUUUUCGAAUUACAACAUGAUGAUAAUCCAUAUAUCCAUGACUUAUUAUCAAUUCUAAAACAAACUACAAAUAUAUCCAUAUCUAUUGAAAAGCAAAUCGAUAUAACUCCUCUGUUUCCUACACUUUCAUCACAUCGUUUUUAUCGUUAUCAUGGUUCAUUAACUACUCCACCAUGUACAGAAGGUAUUACUUGGAUAAUAUUAGCAUCGACUGUACCAAUUUCAGCAUACCAAUUAGAAGUAUUUGCUAGUAAUUCUGUGCCAUGGAAUUUUCGACAGCCUCAAAAGUUGUAUUCACGUAAAGUUUUAACUAACUUUCAACCUGAAAAACAUGAAAAUCUUCAAGAUGAAGAAGAUGAGAGUAUUCAUGGUUCUUCAGUACGUGUUCAAGAAGUGUCAAGACUUCUCUUAUCAUUUGUUCUGUUUGUAUUUCUGCUUGAAUAA